AUGGAUAAAGACACGGAUAAAAAUAUAUCGAAUGUAAACAUUGACAAGUUAUUGCUGGAAGCUGUGUUAGAGACAGAUUCGGGUGAAGCAAAGAAAAAACGGAAUAAAUUUGAUGAAUCUAUACUUGGCUAUAAAUUUAAGACAAAGCAAUUGAUAUUAAACAAGUUAGAUGCCCAAAAUUAUUCAGCAUUACACUAUGCCGUUUUAAAUAAUAAUGUCCAUUCAAUCGGUAAACUACUUCGUUUUGCACAUCGGAAUAAUCAAGAAUCCAAACCAUUAUUCUCAUCAUUUAUUCCAAAAAAAAUUGAUCAUACUCGAUGUUUAGAUAUUAAUAUUAUCGGUGGCGAGGGGAAAACGCCGCUACACCAUGCAGCAAGUAAAAAAGAGGUCGACAAACAAUCAAUAGAGUUUUUGGAUGCACUUGUACCAGUCGGUCGGCGCUGGUCCACAGUAACAACCGCCCUGGAUCCGCGUAGAAAAACAUCGACUGCCGCAGAUGAACGUACACCGGAUCCUGACGAUGAAAAUCCUAUAACAGGCAAACACCAAUCAAGACCAGUGUCUGAACUUGAGACGUGCAAUACUGUUCCAGUUAAAGCAAUUGGAUUUAUCCAUAGUGAAAACGAAUAUGCUUGA
Messenger RNA from Didymodactylos carnosus, 636 nucleotides. NCBI's taxonomy places the organism in Eukaryota, Metazoa, Rotifera, Eurotatoria, Philodinida, Philodinidae. The record is from the annotation of a GenBank genome assembly.